Messenger RNA from Athalia rosae (coleseed sawfly), 1379 nucleotides. RefSeq names its product nudC domain-containing protein 3. NCBI's taxonomy places the organism in Eukaryota, Metazoa, Arthropoda, Insecta, Hymenoptera, Athaliidae. The record is from RefSeq and is a predicted model, not a curated record. The coding region runs from base 218 to 1153 and encodes 311 amino acids. Gene Ontology annotation, biological process: protein folding. The transcript has 4 exons. Gene Ontology annotation, cellular component: cytoplasm.
UAUGCGGUGUAACUAAUUGACAUUCGUUUGACAAUAAACUGCUACAAAUCACGUUACAAAUACAGUUUACUCUUGGUUUACUACCUAUCUACACUCAACGGUUUACCUAUCCAUGCACUUGGAACGGUUCACGGUGUAAACAUUGUAAUGCUAUUUUGGUUUUGAAGCGUUUCGAAAUUGACGUGUGAGCUGUCACCGGUAGAUAUUUUGGAUUACUAUGGAGGCGAAACACGAUCAAGCGCUAUUACAAAUUUUGAAAGAAGAACGAAACGUGACGAACUUUUUAGAUGCUUUUUUCGGUUUUAUGUAUAGAUGCACUGAUUUCUACGUUCACUCAACCCCAGACCAAAAGCUGGGCUUUCCCCCUGGCGUGGCAGACAAUCUAGUUUUAACGAUAUUGCAAAAAUGGAAGAGGAAGUGGGAAACCGAAGAAGUAGCAAGAUCCACAGCAAGGCUACAAGUCGUUCAGCUGCCCGAGCCCAUCCAAGAAGUAGAAGUUAGUACUGAGGGUAACCAAUUAAAAGCUGAGCCAGCAAAGGUGUCUGAAGCCCCAAUACGACCCGUGGAAUGUUACAAUGGGGCUAUUACGGAUAAUUACACAUGGUCACAGACGAUAAAGGAUUUAGAUUUCCAAAUUAAUAUUCCUCCAUACAUUCAAAAGGCCAAAGAUUUGCAAGUAGACAUAUCUGCCAAUAGAAUAAGAAUAGAUGCAAGAACAGAGAUAAUAAAAGAGAAUAACGAACUCGAAAAGUAUUCUCAGAGCUCAAGUUCACCAGAGUGGACAGUUAUUUUUGAUGCAGAGCUAAACUAUAAAAUACACCGAGAUGACUCUAUAUGGUCAAUUAUUCCUGGGAGAUAUGUAGAUGUUCAUGUAGAAAAGUUUAUUGAGAGAUGGUGGGAUGCUUUGACAAAAGGUGAACCAAAGAUAGAUUUGAGUAAAAUGGAUUGUUCGAUACUGAUAGAUGAUUUGGCAGUUAAUGAGCAGAUGAAAGUUCAUGAGUUGAUGUGGAAUCACCAGCAAAAGUUGCUAGGGAAGCCUACAUCCGACCAAAUAAAUUUAGAAAAAGUUUUGAAAAAGGCAUGGAAUGUCGAAGGAUCGCCUUUCAAGGGGUCAGAGUAUGAUCCAAGUGUGCUACAUUUUAAUGAAUUCUGAAUUUUAACGAAAGUCAUACUAGUCAUUUCGAUAUUUAUAAACUAUUUACGUUAAUUGUUUUCGUAUUUUAUUAUUUUUAGGCAAAAAUUUUUUGCCCCUUCCAUUGGGUGACGUUAUUUUAUCUUAUACAAAUUAUCGAAAAUUUUACGUUCAGUAAAUAUGCAUAAAUACAAUAUCUUUGUUACACCUGAAUGCGUGUUUAUAUUAAAUAAAUAUGAAAAUCCGU